AUGGACGGGACAAAACCUGUGCAUCUGUGGAACGGUGCGGGGCAAGGGGGGAAACGGAAAGCCUCCGCAGAAUGGCACAGGGCUGCAGCAGCAGAAAGGCAAAUUGACAAAACUGCUGCUGAAGACCAGAAGUUUGUGGUUGGCAGUGUUCAAAUCUUCCUCCCAAGAGAUGCUCUUCAUGUCUUUCUUGUCUCCUUUCUGUCAGAAGCUGAUGCCAGUGGCCUUCCUCUGAAGCGUAGCCAUGUGGAAAGCCAGGAGUGUGGCACAGCACCCAAGAGAGCAGUGGCGAGCAGCUCGGAUGUGCCGGAGGACAUCACGGACAUCCAGGGUUUGCUCUCUUGGAUCAAUGACGUGGCAAGAGCUGCUGAGGUCCCCCAUGAGAACCCCGGCAGCCCUGCCCCAGGAUGCUUCAUCACUGAGCUCCCUGCCAACCCUGGGGACAGCAGGGAGCUCAGCACACAGGCUGCCUCUGGGACACCCACCGACCCCUUCUGGGGGCUUCCACCAUCCCCCGGGUUCUUGCCUGAGCUGCAGUGCGGGCUGUCGGAGCUGCGCCCCGUCGUGCCACCAGCGAGCGCCCGGCUCAGCCCACAGCCGACCACCCUGGCUGUCAGCGCACCUCCCUCAGCGCAAAGCGCGCAGCCCACCGAGGAGGUGCAGCAAAGGCAGCCCCAGGUGGUUCAGGCAGAAAAGAAGAACAGGGGCAGCACCAAGCGGGGGGCCAAGCGCCCUGCGCCUGCUGGCACCCCCCAGAAUGGGGAGAGCUCCCAGCAGGAGCAGCCCACCAGCAACGCCCCAGCCAAGAAAAGGAAGCUGCUGCCGCAGAGAGAAAGAAGUGAGAGAAAAGGCCGCAAACACGCGUGCCAAGGGAGGCUGCCUGGGGCUGGUGCAGGAGUCAGCAGCAGCGGGCAAGCGGGCUCAGGCAGCGAGCUGCGCAUGCACCUGCAUGAAUCUAUCCAGGCCGUGCACCCGCUGGGGCAGAGGGUGACUGUGGUGGGCCCGGUGCGCCAGCCACCCUCUGUGCGGCCCCAACCCUCAGCCAGUGCUGGCCCUGCUGCCCUCCAGCCCCAAGACAGCAAAACAAACAAGGCAGCGCCGGCACCUCCAGGCAGCGUGGCACGAGAGGAGUGCACUGCCAAGAGGACGGCACCGAGCUGCCCGAGCCCAUCCCUGCAGAGGAGCUCACCGCUGCGGAGGGACCCACCAUCACCACCAUCACCACCACCACCAGCAGCGCUGCACCAACAGCAGCCUCAGCCGCGGCGCCCCAUGGACUUUGUGCCCUGCAUGGGGCCGCGGGCGGGUGGUGGUGCGGCACCCAUAGUGAUGGAGGAGUCGCUGCCCAUCACAGCCGAGCAGCGGCCCGAGCGGGAGCGCAUGAAGAAGCUGGCCCAGGAGGAGCGGCAGCGGGCGGCCCGGCACAUGAAGAUCGGCCCCGUGCAGUUCCUCGUGCAGCGGGAGAUAGACAUGGCCAUCGCUGACCGGUAUGGCUACCCGUAACCCUGCGCUCCUCGCCGGCCCACAGCAGCAGGCAGCAGCAGCAGCAUUCCAGGGGCACCGCCAGCGUCCCCAUCCCUCCUUUCCAGAACCGAGCUGUCCUCUGGAGUCAUCAUGGCAGUGGGAUGGGACAUCAUCUGGGCAUCAACUGUUGUGGGAUGGGAAUUUUAGGAUUACUGUCAUUGCUGUUACUCAUUGUUUUCUAUGAUACGGUACUAAAAGCUUUGUGUUC
Molecule: messenger RNA, 1729 nt
Organism: Tympanuchus pallidicinctus (lesser prairie-chicken)
Lineage: Eukaryota; Metazoa; Chordata; Aves; Galliformes; Phasianidae
Product: protein piccolo-like
Exons: 5
Coding region: 1-1500 (499 amino acids)
Source: RefSeq, a predicted model, not a curated record